CUCUCUCCUCCCUUUACGUAACUACGUUGCUUUCACACGACCCCUAUAUCCUUUCUCUCUCCUCCCACCCCACUUUCCCUCUCUCUAUCAAAGAAGAAAAAAUUCCCAAAAAAUUCCUCCAUUUUUUCUUAAACCUUAAAUUUGAACUUUCUACUUUAAUGUCACUUCCAUUUCAACGGCUACAUUUUACUGUAAUCCGAGCUUGAAAAUUCGUGUGGGCUGUGUUUGGGUCAUUAACAAUGGAGUCAGUUUCCGGCGCUGAGCUUCGAUCCAUGGGUUUGGAGAAUUACCCAUUUGGGGAAGAAUUUCAGAAAUUGAUUAUUGCGCCGGAGAGUGGGAAUUCCUUUACUGCCCUUCUUGAGUUACCUCCUAAUCAAGCUAUGGAGCUUUUGACUGAUAAUUCUUCUGGUGGCGGAGGUGGCGGUGCAGGCGGAAGUAGUGGUGGUGGUGAGGUGGUGAAACGACAUCGUAUUAGUGCGUACAAUCAUUCUCUCUCCUCUCUCCCCGCGUUACCUUCUAAUCGCGCAUUAAUUGAGCGUGCUGCGAAGUACUCUGUGUUCGCUAGUGAGGAGUCCUCGCCGGAGUUGAAGGUGAAAGCCGAGCCGAUUGAUGAAGAUGGGUCAAACCCUAAUUCGUCGUCUGAUCCGACGGCUGGGAGUGAGAGUGAGAAGCCAUUGAAGCGGAAGGAGAGAGAAAAGAAGGGCAAGGGAUCGAGUAAGAAGAACAAAACGACGUCGGAAGAUGACGAGAAGCUUCCGUAUGUUCAUGUUCGUGCACGGCGAGGUCAAGCUACUGAUAGCCAUAGUUUAGCUGAACGAGCGAGGAGAGAGAAAAUUAAUGCUCGGAUGAAGCUGUUGCAGGAACUGGUCCCUGGUUGCAACAAGAUUUCGGGUACUGCAUUGGUGUUGGAUGAGAUAAUCAAUCACGUACAGUACUUGCAACGUCAAGUGGAGUAUCUGUCAAUGAGGCUUGCAGCAGUCAAUCCGAGAAUAGAUUUCAAUCUCGACAGCCUAAUUUCAGCAGGAACUGAAUCUAUGAUGGAUUGCAAUUUUCCGAACAUGGCUAUGGCUAUGCCACUAAUGUGGCCUGAAAUCCAUGCCAAUGGAGAUAGACAACAAUUUCAACAGCCAUGGCACCACCUUGAGUCUUUAAGUCAGCCAGUUUGGAUAAAGGAAGAGAACCAACCUAAUUUAGUUGCAUCCGAGAACUCACCCAUGACCUAUGAAUCACCUGCAAAUUCAGCAAUAGCAGCAUCAUUGCACUCAAGCCAGCUGAAAACAGAACUUUGAAGGCCAUAAGGAAGUGUGUGGUUGUAGCCAAUUUGUGUAUAUAAAGCAGAAAUUAGCAAAUAUGAUUAUAUUAGAAGUUUAGUCGGGAAGUAGAGAAGAGAUUAGGCAUCAGAAUUUCAGGUUGGGGUUUUCAUGUCUUCUCGAUAAUUCAGAAAUGGGCAUGGAAACCUUUCAAGUAGAUCUAGCUCGCUAGUUAUUCUACCAUAGUCUACAUAUAUAUAUAUAUUAAUAUAUUUAUACCAAAAUGAUGAGUGAUUCAGACCAAUAUCUCCCUGGAGAUGGCUGAUCGAUUCUGUUGUCAAAAGGGGGCGUAUAGAUGCAGUGAAUCCAUCUGAAUCCAAACCUGGUUUGCUUCAGAUAAGUGCAUAUGGCUCUGUGAAUAAAGUCAGCUGUGGCGCGUAUUCUACCUUACAUGCAUGAAAAAACAGGGGUGAAGGAUACACCAUUUUGAACAUGCAAAUUUCGUGUACCUAUUUGUUGUGUUCAAUUCACUAUUCUUGUAGUUGUCAGAGUUGGUUGAUUA
This is a messenger RNA of Spinacia oleracea (spinach), 1812 nucleotides long. Its product is annotated as transcription factor bHLH48. The record is from RefSeq and is a predicted model, not a curated record. Gene Ontology annotation, molecular function: DNA-binding transcription factor activity; protein dimerization activity. The transcript has 7 exons. Gene Ontology annotation, biological process: regulation of DNA-templated transcription. Gene Ontology annotation, cellular component: nucleus. Bases 240 to 1289 code for a protein of 349 amino acids. Lineage: Eukaryota; Viridiplantae; Streptophyta; Magnoliopsida; Caryophyllales; Amaranthaceae.